Molecule: messenger RNA, 516 nt
Organism: Talaromyces proteolyticus
Lineage: Eukaryota; Fungi; Ascomycota; Eurotiomycetes; Eurotiales; Trichocomaceae
Exons: 2
Coding region: 1-516 (171 amino acids)
Source: RefSeq, a predicted model, not a curated record
AUGGCAUACUUUCAAUCUCUCAUUGCCGCAUGCUUAGGCCUUGAUUCCAAGACUGAGUCUAGAGCUGCACACCCAACCUAUUCAACGCAAGAGGUCCCUACGCGCACGGAGUACUCGUCAGUCGCUCCACCCCAAUACCCACCCAACCCGGACCUAAACAAAAACUCAGCUAUUGUGUCGGAAUUAACAACACGUCAUGGCCUCACUAAGUGUCCCAAUAAACUGGAGCCUUGUCCCAAAGGUCCUCUCACGAUUCUGAGAUAUUGGGCAUCAGACGAUUCUUUAUCAGAUAGGAGUCCACAUAUAAUAGCAUGCGUUGAGGGUGGUGAAGGGUCGCAUGUAAAGACAAGCAUGCCUGUGAAGAAGUACCAAACCGCAGACCAUGCUCGUGAGAUGGCAGGGGAGGAGUGGAGUCGUAUCGCUCGAUCAAAAGGUCAUAGAUGGCGCAGGAAACUUGGAUCUAGUCCAAGAUUAUCGCUUUGGACAACAACUAUUCGGUAUUACAUCGGAGUUUGA